AUGUGCGUCGAAUACAGCAAAGUCUGCGAUGGAAUUCGUGACUGCAUUUUCGGCGACGAUGAGAUGGAAUGCUCAUGCUCCUCAGAUGCUGACUGUCCCGAAGAAGCAGUCUGCGUGGCCUCGAAAGGAAAAAGCGGAGCUUGUCAGCGCAAGUGCCGCAACGGCUUCAGGGAUUAUCUAGGCCGAUGCGUUGAUCUGGAUGAAUGCUCAUCUGGAAAUCACACUUGCAUGCAAGAAGAACGAUGCAUAAACACUAUCGGGAGCUAUCGGUGUGACUGUCCGCAUGGAUUCCACAGAAACAGCUCCGGAAGCUGUGAUGAUAUCGACGAAUGUACAGGACCCGAUGCCAAAUGCAUAAGUUCCCUCUGUGUGAACACGCCCGGAAGCUUCCGCUGUCCCUGUCCGGAGCAUUCCGAGCCAUCGCGAAACUUCGACCCGAAACUCGGUAUCAUUCUCGGAUGCUCGGAGAAGAAUUAUUGUCGCGACGUUAGUUGUCCGGAGCAUCGGAGGUGCAAAGUCGACCUGGAACUGCCGGAAAAGUAUCAAUGUGUUUGUGCCCCGGGCUACCGUGAAGCGAACGACACGUGCUUGGACAUUGAUGAAUGCCAACGAGCGGAUAAUGUCUGCGAGAGGGUUGCCCGAACAUCGGAAAAUCGUCUCAGGUGUCAAAAUCUGGAUGGCUCUCACGCAUGCCGUUGUCCUGUCAGCACGAAGGCCAUCGUUGUCGAUUACAACAUACUGAUCGACAAGUGUGACAUCACUGAAAUGAGAUGCGGGGUGAGGAAGUGUCCCCCGCGGAGUUCGUGUCAACACGGUGUGUGCGUCUGCCGGUCCGGUUAUCGAUGGGAGAAUCAUAGAUGUGUGGAUCUCGAUGAAUGUGCCUCCGUCACCCAUGAUUGCCCGGACGGUACGGUCUGCGUCAAUGAAUCGCCCGGUUUCAGUUGUGCCUGUCGUCCUGGCUUCCGUUUGAAUUUUACCGAACGAACUGUGCUGGUCAACCAGUCUCGAGAGACGAACGAGAGUCUCAGUUUACACGAAGCGAAGUGUGUCGACAUCGACGAAUGCGCCGAGAAUAUCGCCGUCUGCGAACAUACGUGCGAAAACGUCAUCGGCUCGUACUAUUGCCGAUGUCCAUCCGGGAAGCUCAGCAUAGACCGCUACUGCUAUCCCUUCCAAAUGCCGAGAGAAAUCAUCCAACUAGACAAGAACGUUAUCCACUUCGGAACCUUGCUCUUCAACAACGCUUCGAUCAAGUUCGCCAAUUACAGUCAUAAUUGUGAAACCGAUCAGCCGGCGGCAUUCGUUUACGACCAAAGUCAUCGCAAGAUAUUCUACCUGUCGUCUGAUCGUUCAAAAAUUUUCCACGAUCUCCAUCUGAAACCCUGCCAGGCCCUGGUCACGGGAAGGAAGAACAUAUCGCACAUGGUCAUCGACUACAAUUUCGAGAACAUUUAUUGGUUGGAGGGCUCGGAUCUCCACGUCAAAAGCGUUCUGAAAGGUCACGAGAGACUUUUGCGAAGCUUCAACGAGACUUUCCGAUCGAUGAUGGUGGAUUCCGCACAGAGCUACAUGGCUCUGGUGGGAGAGAAACGAAUUUUCAAAGUAGACUUGGACGGGACCCGAGAAGAAUCGCUCUAUGAGAAUUCGAACGUGAGCCGCGUUUUCCUCGACGCAGAAGGGAGUCCGCUUUUUUUGGCCAACGACACGCUCAUUUCGUGUCCUAAGAUGGGAUCUCCGCUGGACAGCUGUUCGAUAUUGAACAUAAGUGCGGCGAACAAGAUGGUGCUCGGCGUUCACAUGAACUUCGUACUGCUAAUCAACGAGGAGAAGCUCCUCGAGGUCGUCUCUGAAAACUCUCGACAGGUUUUCCAGAUACACACUGAAUAUGGUAACGAUACAUUGUUUGAAGUCAUCCAAGCUGCGACGAGCAUAAACUCGACACUCAUGUGUGAUUUUUGCGACGAUAUCUGCUUGAACUCGGGUACGACGCAGGAACGCUGUAGAUGCGGCGACCAGCCCUGUGGCCUGGGUCCUGGUCUUGCUGUAGGGACUUUCAUUCCGGUAAAUCGCUGGAAUUUGCUAAUCGCCGUAUUAGCGGGGGCUUUGCUCGUGAGUGCCGUUCUCAACUUGAAGAGAUUCAGAGAACCCAAACGUGCUCCCAGCGCCGUCGGUUUUGACUCGACCACCGAUCACGUGAUUGUUGAGUCACCACAGACCUUAACGCCUUGUAUCGAUGUUCCCAUGGAAUCGCGAUUGAUUGUGGACGACUGA
Messenger RNA from Galendromus occidentalis (western predatory mite), 2271 nucleotides. Its product is annotated as low-density lipoprotein receptor-related protein 2-like. The record is from RefSeq and is a predicted model, not a curated record. The transcript is spliced from 5 exons. NCBI's taxonomy places the organism in Eukaryota, Metazoa, Arthropoda, Arachnida, Mesostigmata, Phytoseiidae. The coding region runs from base 1 to 2271 and encodes 756 amino acids.